AGUUAGCUCCUAUGACCCGGCCAUUGCAAUCCACAAAGGUCAAACUGGGCUGGGAUCUUGUGGUAGUGAUAUGUAUGAGGUGGAGGACAAUAUUCCGCUUGCUAACCGUGUGCGCAUGUUGGCUGAGUUGGGGGCACAAAAAAGGAAACUCCCCUUCCGAGAGAAGGUGGCAGCGGAGCCAAACAGAUCACCUUACUAUAUAAGGACUGUUGACAUGGGCCAACCAAUUACAAAGAAGGAGACAAAUCUGUGGGACUACAUACACGCCGAUGAAAGCCCAAUGCACCUUUUAAGUGGAUUUUGUCGUAGGAAGCGGGCAAUGGAGGCAAACAUGAGGGAACAGGGUUCUUCGUCAGUGGCUGAUGUAGAUAGUCCGAUACAUAUGUCUGUGGAGUUGCUGUUCAGAAGCCCUACCCACGUACAAGCAUCUCGGUCUAUGUUCAAGAGUUUAAAUGUUGGCAAUGAGGUCUCGGAUGGCAUUAUUGACUGUUGGGCGGAGGUGCUGAACUUCCAGGAGAAAAGAAAAUCACGGGAGGCUUACAGUAGACAAUUUUUUGGGACUAAAGUUGUGGUAAGUGCCAUGUAUAUAUAAAUUACAGUGUGUCCUAUUGGUGACCUUAUUAAUUUCUCUGUUAUGCUUGAAGUUUCCA
This is a messenger RNA of Helianthus annuus (common sunflower), 650 nucleotides long. RefSeq lists its product as uncharacterized. NCBI's taxonomy places the organism in Eukaryota, Viridiplantae, Streptophyta, Magnoliopsida, Asterales, Asteraceae. The transcript has 3 exons. The coding region runs from base 71 to 592 and encodes 173 amino acids. The record is from RefSeq and is a predicted model, not a curated record.